Momordica charantia (bitter melon) is the source of this 1046-nucleotide messenger RNA. RefSeq names its product Nucleic acid-binding, OB-fold-like protein. NCBI's taxonomy places the organism in Eukaryota, Viridiplantae, Streptophyta, Magnoliopsida, Cucurbitales, Cucurbitaceae. The record is from RefSeq and is a predicted model, not a curated record. Gene Ontology annotation, cellular component: cytoplasm; nuclear exosome (RNase complex). Gene Ontology annotation, molecular function: RNA binding. Gene Ontology annotation, biological process: RNA processing.
AUGGUUUCAAGUGUUUCGUUGAACACAUUUGAAAUAUAUUCGGACGCAUUGGGAUAAAAAUUGUUUGUGCAGAAAGGAGCAGGAGAAGAGCCGCCGAUUUGAAAUUGAGUUAGUGAAAGGCAGACGGCAGAGUGAGGGUUGUACGGACGGAGCUCGGGAGAAUGAAAGAGGCCGAGGAGACGCAGUUCGUGACUCCCGGAGAAGUGCUCGGAAAGCCUUCGGACUUGAAAUCUGGGAAAGGAGCUUAUGUUGCCAAUAACACUGUUUAUGCUUCUCUUUCUGGUUUCCGCCGCAUUCUUCCUCCUCCACCCAACUCUUCCGACUCGAGACCAACUGUGGAAGUGACCGGUCAUAAGGCCCAUGGUGCUGUUCCAGCUCCUGGAUCUGUCGUCAUUGCUCGAGUUACAAAUGUAAUGUCCAGAAUGGCAUCAGCUGAUAUUAUGUGUGUUGGUCCAAAGUCUGUGAAGGAAAAGUUCACCGGAAUUAUCAGGCAACAAGACGUCCGAGCAACUGAGAUAGAUAAAGUAGAUAUGCAUUUGUCGUUUCGUCCGGGUGACAUCGUCAAAGCUCUUGUUCUUUCUCUUGGAGAUGCAAGGGCUUAUCAUCUAUCAACUGCAAAAAACGAACUUGGUGUCGUCUCUGCAGAAAGUACAGCAGGUGCAGUAAUGGUUCCCAUAAGUUGGACAGAAAUGCAGUGUCCACUAACAGGCCAAAUUCAGCAAAGAAAAGUUGCCAAAGUUGGAGGAGGAUGACUUGCUUAUCUUAUGUGGGACAACGCCAUUCCUUGUUCUUUUCUUUUCUUUCUUUUUUUUUUUUUCCUGCCCUUUCAUUUUGUUUUCUCUUUUAGUUUUUAAUAAUAAUUUGUUACUCAUAGUGUCGAGUACUGAAGAUAAAAAUCGCACAUUGGAUUAUGAUAGAGUUGCUUGUUUUAGGAUUGGGUCCUUAAUUCUCAGAUGGGACUGUUGAUUUAGAAUAGGAGGAAGAUAGAGUAUUCUUACUGUAACAUUUUUCUUGUAUGAAUGAGAUGAAAUGGUCAGUUUGCUAUC